AUAUGGCAGUGACAGAUUGUGGGGCAGCAGAAUGACACAAAACUCGUCCUUUUAGGCCCCCCACAGUCUCUCUUACUCGCUCCAAAGAAGCCAACUGGCCUCUUUCAGGUCUCUGAGUCAAUGGAUAAGCUGUAGAGAGAGCUGCAACGUUGCGGAUGGAUGAAAGGUGUCUCGAGACCACCGGGGCCUCGACCGGCUCCGGCGACGCUCUCCAUGGGCUUAAGUUUGGGCAAAAGAUCUACUUUGAGGAUGGCAGUGGCGGCGGUGGGAGUGGGAGUGGAAGCUCCUCCAAGCCGCCUCUGGCUCCGAUCAAGGAGGGCGCGGCGCCAUCGCCGCCGGGGAAGAAGGGGAAGGGGGUGGCGCAGGGGGGCCAGCAGCAACCGCCUAGGUGCCAGGUGGAAGGGUGCAAUGCCGAUCUGACGGGGGUUAAGGCUUACUAUUGUAGGCACAAAGUUUGUGGGAUGCAUUCGAAGGCACCCAAGGUGAUUGUUGCAGGCUUGGAGCAGAGGUUCUGUCAGCAGUGUAGCAGGUUUCAUCUAUUACCUGAAUUUGACCAAGGAAAGCGCAGUUGUCGUAGACGACUUGCUGGACACAAUGAACGUCGCAGGAAGCCGCCUCCUGGGACAUUUGCAUCAUGCUAUGGCCGGUUUGCAUCAUCCUUUCAUGAAGAACCUGGUAGAUUCAAAAGCUUUCUGGUGGACUUCAGUCACCCAAAGUUCUCAAGUAGUGCAAGAGAUGUUUGGCCAACUGCUAGUGCUGGUGAUCGGGUGGUUACCGAUGAAUGGCAUGGGGUCUUAGAUGCUCCAACCCAUGCGGCUCUCUUACAUGGUACGCAUCCCUGUUAUCAGGGUCCUCUGGCAGGGAACUUCUGCUCCCCUGUGGAACUUCCACCUGGUGAAGUUCUUGCAGGGGUCUCUGACUCGAGCUGUGCUCUCUCUCUUCUGUCAACUCAUUCGUGGAGCAGCAACUCUGCCAGAAACCUUUCAGUAAACACAGCAAACAGCACUUUUGUUGUGCCCCCUCCAUCAACCCGUUCAGUCAUCCCUGGUAAUUCCACUACCACUUCGUGGGGGCUAAGAAGUCAUGGAGGCAGGACUAUCCCACAUGAAAUCCAACAUGAAAUGGGAUUAGCAGAAGAAACUGAGGCUAGUGAUGCUCAUUUUUCUCGUCAGGUAGGUUUUGCUCCGCAUGAAAAUGGGCAGUGCCUUGACCAUGGCUCAGGUUCGGUUCCCGGCAUGCAUUGGUCUCUCUAGACCUUAUGAUCAAUUGACUGUGAUGAAUCGAAACUUUGUGCAUGGUGAUUCUGUUUCCAAAAAUUUUAUGGAUCUUAAAUCUUUUGUCCAUCUAUAUGAAACCUAUGCUGCCAGGAAGCAUUAGUAAUGUUGUGAUGUCAUUUAGCUCA
Molecule: messenger RNA, 1402 nt
Organism: Musa acuminata AAA Group (dessert banana)
Lineage: Eukaryota; Viridiplantae; Streptophyta; Magnoliopsida; Zingiberales; Musaceae
Product: squamosa promoter-binding-like protein 14
Exons: 3
Coding region: 156-1253 (365 amino acids)
Cellular component (GO): nucleus
Molecular function (GO): DNA binding
Source: RefSeq, a predicted model, not a curated record